Messenger RNA from Galeopterus variegatus (Sunda flying lemur), 1782 nucleotides. RefSeq names its product tripartite motif-containing protein 47-like. Gene Ontology annotation, molecular function: zinc ion binding. The record is from RefSeq and is a predicted model, not a curated record. NCBI's taxonomy places the organism in Eukaryota, Metazoa, Chordata, Mammalia, Dermoptera, Cynocephalidae.
AUGAAAGGCUCUGAAGUCUACCGCAAUGGCCCCAGGGCAGCGGAGUAUCUGGCUAUCCCUGACAUGCAGAGAGUUUCAUGGCCAGCCCAGAACCAAGUCUCAGCCCUGCAGCCCCCUGCCCAGCCCUCAAGAACCCCGCAAGGCCAGCUCCUGAUGAGUAACAACAGCAAUCUCCGCAUGUUAGAGGACCAAGUCCUCUGUCCCAUUUGCCUGGAGGUGUUCUGCAACCCAGUCACCACUGCCUGUGGCCACAACUUCUGCAUGACCUACCUCCAAGGUUUCUAGGACCACCAGACUGCCAUGAGCGGGGCACUCUAUUGCCCCCAGUGCCGGGAAAGCUUCCCCUCCAGGCCAUACCUCUGCAAGAAUAUCAUCCUGGGGGAGAUGGUGGCCUGCUUCACCCAGGCCAAGGGCCGGGCCUCAGCACCCCUGGGGAACCUGGCAGGGCCCAGGGAUGUGCCCUGUGACUUCUGCUCCCCCCAGAAGCUCAAGUCUGUCGAGUCACACCUGCAGUGCAUGGCCUCCCUGUGCGAGAAGCACCUGUGCAGCCACUUCGAGGACCCGUUGAAGGGCCACCAGCUGCUGGAGCCCAUGUGGGAUCUCAGCCUGUGCCAGAAACACCACAAGCUGCGGCGGCUGUACUGUCGCACAGAAGGCUGCUGCGUGUGCAGGGCCUGUGUGCUGGAGGAGCAUAGGAACCACGACACCACCUCACUGGAGGAGGAGCAUGCCCGCAAGGAGAUGGAGGUUCGGAAGGUCCAGGCCAACGUGGAGAACCAGAUGCUGAUCAUUGCAACCGACAACCAGAAGCACUGGGGGCGGGUGGCCUUUCUCUCGAAACUGACCCAGAGGAUGCGAGAUGAGGUGAACACCUGCUUCUCGGAGAUCAUCUGGGAGGUCAAACAGCUGCAGACAAAGAUGUUAGAUUUCGUGGAGAAAGAGGAGGCAGCUGCCCUGGACAGCUCCCUCCAGCAGAACCACAGCCAGCUCCUGAAGCUGCAGGGGGACAAUGUCUGGCUCCACAGCCUGCUUGCCAACCAGAGCGACAAGCAGUUUCUGCAGGAGUUCCCCAGGGUGAAGCAUUUCCCAGCCUGCAUGGAACCCCUGAUGGGUACCAACUGUGAAGGGACCCAGAGCUUCCUCCAGCUGCCAGAGACCCUGGCCAAGCUCCGGACCCAGCUGGUGGGUGUGGGUCUCAGCUAUGUCAACCAGCUUCUCCUGAAGGGCAUUCAGAUGAGCUCCUAUGAGGUGUUGCCCCCAGCUGUGGACAGGAAAACACUCCUCAAGUGUUACUGCAACCUGAACUUGGACCCAGCCACGGCCAGCGAGGAGCUGUUCCCGUUCUAGGAGACCCACUCGGUGCUGAACCUGGGCGUCCUCCUGGAGCCAUCGGCCGCGGGCGGCCCCUUUCCGGGCUUCCAGCCGUGGCCGCGGGCGCUGUGCUGGGAGGCCGAAGGGUCCAAGUCGUGGGCGCGCCUGGGCGUCACCUACCGCCGCAACCCCCGCUCGCGCCGCGACAUCGCGCACCUGCUGGGCCGCAAGCCCUGCCCGUGGUGCCUGGAGUGGGACUCGCUCGGGUUCUCGGGGUGGCGCGACGACGUGCAGAUGGCGCUGCAUGGCGCGUCCCAGCGCGCGCCUGUCCUGCUACGGCGCGGCGGGCGGCGGGAACCUCCUCCGCCGCUUCCGGGCCUCGUCCCUCGAGCCGCUCUACCGCGCGGUCACGGUCAGGCAGCGCCCGGAGGCGUAGACAGCGACAAUAAAGCUGGAUUCAGCGCUGGCUGA